AUGGACAUACGUGUAGCAAGCAUCCUCCUGGUCAUGGUGACCUUGACAGCAGCCCAUGGGGAGCGCUAUGUGGUGAAGAAGAUGGUGAAGGCCGCUCCUCAAUACCAGCCCUACUCUGUGAAGAGCCAUGUGGUGUCAGUGGCAGGUGAGCCUGGUGCUCCAGGUGAGCCCGGCCCCGAGGGACCUCCUGGCCCUGCUGGACCCCCAGGUGAGAGUGCUGAGGGUAUGCCUGGACCUGAAGGACCUCCUGGACCCCAGGGAGCUCCUGGCCGCUCCAUCGCUGGCAAACCUGGAUCCCCAGGUGGACCUGGCAAACCUGGUGCCCAUGGAGCACCUGGUGAGAAGGGAGACACUGGUGCUCCAGGCUCUCAGGGACCUAGAGGAUCUCCUGGAUCUCCUGGAAGCCCUGGACCUGCUGGCCUCUCAGCUACUGGCAAGCCUGGACCUUCUGGUCUUCCAGGGGCAAUGGGACCUAGAGGAGAGCCCGGUCACAAAGGACAUCCAGGUAUUCCUGGACUGCCAGGUGCUAAGGGUGAUAGAGGGGUGGGAGCUCCUGGACCUCAGGGUGCAACAGGACCUGUUGGACCUAUGGGUUCCACUGGAGCCCCAGGUGCGGCUGGAGUUGGAAAGCCAGGAAGAUCAGGUAGUCCAGGUGAGCCAGGAAAGUCAGGUAGCCCAGGUAGGGAUGGUGCCACUGGUCCCAUGGGACCACAGGGACCCAAGGGACACACUGGUGCCCCUGGUGUAGGUGUUCCAGGUAAAUCAGGUGAGAAUGGUGCCCCAGGUCUGCCUGGCCCAGUUGGCCCUAAAGGCCAUCAGGGACCUACUGGAGCUACUGGUGCCCCCGGAGUUCCUGGAUAUGGAAAGCCAGGUGCAAAUGGAGAGAAGGGAGAGAGGGGAGCUACAGGUCCCACAGGUGCAACAGGCCCUAAGGGUGAGCAAGGUCAUACAGGUUAUACUGGUGCCACUGGUGCUACUGGUCCCAUGGGUCCUUCUGGACCUCAGGGUUUAACAGGUUUCCCUGGUGAGCCCGGUGCUGAAGGCGCUAAGGGUGACACAGGUGCAACUGGAGCUCCAGGAGCUAAGGGAAACAAGGGAGAUAUGGGAGCACAAGGGUUCCCAGGUAAGCAGGGUUAUCCAGGCCCAGCUGGUCCCUCUGGAGCCAGGGGAGCCACUGGAGCUACAGGUGACAAAGGCGAUGUAGGUGCCCCAGGUACUCCCGGUGCCUCAGGUAUUCCAGGCCCUGCUGGACCCAAAGGUCUUCCCGGUCGUGCAGGUGAGCGAGGUGCUGCUGGUUCUGAUGGUGCUCCAGGUGCCAGAGGACCCUCUGGGCCUCAAGGUGGUGCUGGUGCUCCAGGCGCUAAGGGACACCCAGGUCUCCCUGGUUCUCCUGGCCCUGCUGGUUUGGCUGCUAAGGGUAUCCCUGGACCUCAGGGUCCCCCUGGUCUGCCUGGUGAUAAUGGUGCUGAUGGAGCCACUGGCCCACAGGGCCCUCCUGGUCCUCCUGGUCCUCCUGGUGAGGUUGUGUUUGAGAAGGGAAUGGGGAAGGGAAUGGGAAUGGGAAUGGGUGAGGUUAUGGUCAAAUCCCCCAUGUCUGCUUUCACUGCAUCUCUGGCCACUCCCUACCCUGCUUCUGGCACCCCCAUUAAGUUUGAUCAGAUUGUGUACAAUGCUGAGAAUCACUAUGACCCUGACAGCGGCAUUUUCACCUGCCAGAUUCCUGGAGUUUACUAUUUCUCCUACAGCAUCCAUGUUAAUGGUGCUCAUGCCCUGGUGGCUCUGUACAAGAAUGGUCAGCCUGUUAUGUUCACUUAUGAUGAGUACAACAAGGGCUUCCUGGACCAGAUGUCUGGUAGUGCUGUCCUCUUGCUCGAUGAGCAGGACACAGUCUACGUCCAGAUCCCCGAUGAUGAGGCCAAUGGCGUCUUUGCCGCUGAGAAUGUCCACUGCUCUUUCUCUGGGUUCCUCAUUGCUUCAACGUGA
This is a messenger RNA of Scomber japonicus (chub mackerel), 1983 nucleotides long. It is a transcript of the gene col10a1a, whose product is annotated as collagen, type X, alpha 1a. Gene Ontology annotation, molecular function: protein binding. The transcript has 2 exons. Bases 1 to 1983 code for a protein of 660 amino acids. The record is from RefSeq and is a predicted model, not a curated record. Lineage: Eukaryota; Metazoa; Chordata; Actinopteri; Scombriformes; Scombridae.